AUGGUCCGGGAAAUCGUCAGCAUCCAUGUCGGCCAGUGUGGGAAUCAAAUCGGGCGUGCUUUUUGGAAGGAAGCCCUCGCGGAGCAUGCGAGCGCCAAUGUUGACGGCGUGUUCGAUGACUGCAUGAGCACAUUCUUCCGCAAUGUUGACAACCGCACUAAUCGUAAUGUCGCGAUCGGUGAUGGCAGACAACCGAUUUAUGAUCUGAAGGCCCGAGCUAUCCUCAUUGACAUGGAGACCGGCCCAGUGUCUGAGACGAACAGGGGCGAGUUGGGAGAGUUGUUCGACGAGCGACAGUUUGUGACGGGUGUGUCUGGAGCUGGGAACAACUGGGCCCAUGGAAACGUAAUAUAUGGCCCUGAGUACAACGAUGAGCUGCUGGAGGCUGUGCGACGAGCAGCGGAGACGUGUGAUUCACUGCAGUCCUUCUUCCUGAUGCAUUCCUUGGGAGGCGGAACCGGAUCAGGGCUAGGGACGUAUUUACUCACUUUGUUGGAAGACCACUUCCCGGACGUGUAUCGUUUUUCGACUGUGGUGUUCCCGUCAGAGGACGAUGAUGUCAUCACCAGCCCAUACAAUUCAGUUCUCGCGCUCAGUGAGCUUACGGAGCACGCUCACUGUGUGCUGCCGGUGGACAACGCUUCUUUGGCGAACAUCGUGGCAUCGUGGGACUCCGGCCCUGAUCUGCGACCCGUCGGAACGGGCACCUCCUCGGGGUUCGACAGUAUGAAUAGCUUGGUGGCGAGACUACUGACUGACCUGACCGCUUCGAUGCGGUUCGCCGGCGAUCUCAAUGUCGACUUAAACGAGAUUACCACAAACUUGGUACCGUUCCCGCGAUUACAUUAUUUGCUGUCGAGUGUCAGCCCCUUGCCAACUCGAAGCUCAGCAGAGGUAUUCGAUGGACGCACAAUCCCUCCUGCGGCUGCUGGCUUUGAUGGAAGGCCGCGGCGCAUGGCGCAAAUGUUUUCUGGGGCUUUUUCGGCCUCAAACAUGCUCAUGCGGGCAGACCCCAGGUUCGUGGCAGUUGUGACCAGCUGUGAUUGCAACGGCACCGGGCACCGGCUCGGGUGGAUACGAACCUUCGUCGGCGCGUACCUGAUGGCGUCCCACGUGUGCUUGCCGCGUGAAUUGUGCAGGAGGUCCAAGUUUUUGGCUUGCGGGUUGCUGGUCAGAGGCGAGGUGGUUGUCUCCGAUGUUAACGCUAACAUUGAGCGCCUUGCUGCUGAGCUCGAUAUGGUACAUUGGAACCCGGAAGGAUACAAGAUUGGGUUAUGUUCGGUGCCACCCGUUGGAACAACGCAAUCGCUCCUGUGUCUUUCCAACAACUGCUGUAUUAUGUGA
This is a messenger RNA of Ectocarpus siliculosus, 1344 nucleotides long. The record is from the annotation of a GenBank genome assembly. NCBI's taxonomy places the organism in Eukaryota, Phaeophyceae, Ectocarpales, Ectocarpaceae.